AGAGUGCGAAAAGGAAGCUUUCGAUUUUUCGUCCCCUCUUGUGUUGUCUGUGUUUCUCGAGGAUUUAACGCUUUGGGAUAUACGGUCGAAUAGUCCAGUUGGCCGAUCAAAGCCAAAACCAACGUACAGUAAACACGGAGUAUACGGAGGGUCGCACUAUUGCUACGCGCAAGACAGAAAGAACACGGAAAGCUAGACGGAAACUUGCGGCCAGCGUCCGAACCUCUUCAAAAGUGACAUCGAGGUUUUACAAAUACUGGAUAUUGUUUUGAGUUUGCUCUGCAGCUGUAGAAGGGGGAAUAAAUGCUUUUAAAGUUUCAGGAUUUUAUGGCAAUAUCUAAACUGUGAGCCAGCAUCUGAAUGAAGGCCGGCCAUACACCCAACGAGGUUUCCAUCACUGUUUUAUGGUCAAAUGACAUAUUUUUUAAAACAGUUGAUAAUGAUUGAUUUGACAAUCAAAGACUUUUUAAAUGAUACCUUUUAAUCCUAUAUGUAGUUUUCUUUUUUUAUUGAUGUUAGAGUAAUUUUAGAGAUGCUUUAACCAGUUGAGUUUUAUUAGAUGUGUACAGGUAUCUAGCUUUGUUUGAUAGCUGAGGUGAGACUGGAACAGAUUACAUUUCUUGGACAAUAAUUGCAAUAUUAAAAAUUAUCAUGCAUGUAUAGAGGUUUUUAAGUAUUUGCAUAAUUCUGCUCCCAACUUCCUAAACUAUUGAAAUUUAUAAUUCAAAAGAAGCUAUAUUUGGUUUGGUCAAGAUGGCAUUCUCAAUGAACUUUACUCAAGAGUUAAGAGGAGGAGAUGCCUUCAUCUGUACAGAGUGUGGUGAAGGAUUUAGACUGUAUCCAAAACUUGUUGAACACAUGGCCAUUCAUGGACUUACUGGUGUAUUUUCCUAUGAUGGUGUUAGCAAUGGUAGUUCUGUCAACCCAUCCAUUGAGGUUGCACUCCAUGAAAAUGGAACACUUACUGUGGUUGAUCGGUCCGUCUUGUCUAACUUUACCUUCUUGUUUGGAAAACCUACACCAAAGAGAUUGUGCCCACCCCCCAGUCAAGAAACCAUCGUUCCAUCUAAGAUGCCAGAAAAAGAGCCUGCUCUGUAUAAAUGUGAUAGAUGUGGACAAGUGUUCAAAACCCCCAAAAGCUUACAUCUGCAUCAGCAGUACCGUGCCCUUGAACAGGGGUUCAAAUGCACCCUAUGCUGCAAAGUGUUAAAUGAUCGAGAGAGCCUGCAGAACCACCUUCAAAACCAUGCUCAUGAACGCUUUUAUAGUUGUGGACACUGUGGAAAGCGAUUCUUAAGACAAGAGACCUUGCUGUCCCAUCAAAAACAGUGGCAUGGAUCUGCUUCUUCCAGGAUUUUGAGUAGAUCACAGGAAGAUCAAGAAAACAGCAUGGAUAGGUCUUAUCCUUGCAAAUCUUGUGGCUUGCGCUUCUUUUGGUUGUCUGACUUACAAAGCCACCUCAACAGUCAUUCUCGUGUCGUCAAGUCACCCAAUGAGGUGAUGCAAGAUCAGGGACUUGGAGAAGAAAACAGGAAAAUUGAUGAUAAUUCAGUUAGUGCGCCAUGUUGUGGACUGUGUGGGCAAAAUUUCCACAACAUUUCAGAUUUAAGAGAGCAUCAUAAAGUCGAACAUCCAGAUGAGAUUGAAGUAAAGGAUUCUUCAGGUUUACCAGCUAAGACGAAACCACAAUAUCAUGGUGUAAUGCGACACAUGGUUGCAAAGCAGCACAAGCAGUUGCUGAGGGCAAACAUAAAAGGAAAACCUAAGAGAAUCAACAUAGCCAGCUAUAGUGGUAAAUUAUUCUCCUGCAAGCACUGCCAUCGUGUCUUUGUACACUCAAGCAGUCUUUCGCGUCAUAUGCGAUACCAUAAGGGUACUCUGCAUGCCUGUGUUUAUUGUGGAAGGCACUUUCCACAAAGAUGUGAUGUCACAAGGCAUGUGGCCAUGCACCACACUUCAGAGGUUCAAUCCAAAUCUCAGGAAGAGUCAACGACGGAACAUGAGACUGGAAAUGGUGAACAGGAACCUAUGAAAGAAUCAACACAAACAACAAGCGAUGGUGAACAAGAAGAUCUUGAAGAAGAAAAUCAACCCGCAUCCAAGCCAGAAGACAUGUUUGGUUCUCGAUAUAAGAAAACUUACAAGCCAAAGAUGAAGUAUAAAUGCAAAGAAUGUUGCAGAGUCUUUGGACUACUUAGUGUUUUUCAGCGACAUAUGGUUCACCACAAGAGAAAUCCCUACAGAUUAUUGCUAAGUUGCCCUCUCUGUCCAAGCCGCUUCUCAUUUACCUCUGCUUUAAAUCGCCAUCUUGAGUGUCAUCAUAAAAGAGACCCGGGGACUGAUGUCACAAAACCUCCUGAAAGUAAUGACAUUGAUUCCAAAGAUCAACAAGAAGAUUCUGCUACCGAAUACCCUGAUCCAAAUGCAAAUAUUGGCAUGUCAUCCGAAAUACUGAAUGAAUCUUCUGAAUGUUCUCAGAUCUAGUGAUCCACAAUAUGGCCAACAGCACAUGGACACUCUCCUGUAAUUAACAGAUUUGGCUACUCCAUAAAUUUCAGUAUAAUGGCUAUUCCAUAAACUUUUUUUUGGGGGGGGGGUGGCUUUUGUUCUGUUUGUGUUUUUUGUCUAAAAUUUCAUUUUAAUUACAUCUGAGGUCAGGGACCGUUGAUGGAAAAUGUGUUGGUGUUCUGUACCCAAAGGCAUUUAGGUCUUAUUAUAAGCUGUCCUUCUGGAAAAUGGCUCUACUAAUAUAGUUGCAUUAAAGUUGGAAUAUCUAGCCACACUGUAAACAAAUUCUGUUAUUUAACAGUUUCCAUAUUUUAUGAUUCACAAGUGUUUUUGUUUAAUUGCUGUUGUGAAUUGCAUUAUGGCACCUUGAUCUCUGCUCUGUUGACUUCUGAUGUUGAAAAUUCAACUCUGCAGUUUAACAAAGUGACUUUUAUUGGCAUUUUAAUAGUUUGAAAUAAUAUAAUGUAUACAAAAUAAUGUAGAAAGAAAUAAGUCAAUAAAUAACAAAAAUGUAUUGGUAGUUUAUUACAAGUUUUUUGUACCAUAACAUACAACACCAACCCAGACAAUGUAUCACUUAAAACUAUUAAAAUAUAUAAACAUGAAUCACAAAAUAUGAAAAAGCUGCUAAUUUACAGAUAUUUUUUUACAGUGAAGACCUAUUACAAGAGAGUGUCCACACUAAAGAUGUAGUUAAUGUCAGUACCAUCAGUGGUCAUAGGUACUGACACAUUUUACAUUUUCUAUUCUUAAAAUGUUGUACUUCUAUAGCAUUGGGCUUUUCAGAGGUUUCAAAUGCUUGUUUUUCUUGUGUGUUGCAUUUAAUGUAUAUAAAAUGUUCCCAUCAAAUAUUCUUGUGCGUCUUUCGAUUUUUGGAUAUGCUGUUGCAGUUCUAAAUUGUGUCAUACACAAACUUAAGGGACCUGUAAAAGAAUCUUUAUAAUACCAGAGUAUCUGAAAUGUUAUGCAUAUCAGUAGCAAUUAUGCAUUAGUACAUUUAGCAAAAUAUGUAUUUUAGCUGUUUUUAUAACAAACAACGUAGAUUUCAGUAGUCUCCAUACAGGCUAAACAGCAAAGCUUUUAUUUAUUUAUUUUUAUUUUUUGUAUCACCAUGUUACGAAACAUAAUUUUACUAUUAUCUGACAUCAGUAGUUUUGUGCAAGUCUGGUUUCACUUGUUUAAAUAAAGAAUUCUGUUUUUCUUCUACAA
Messenger RNA from Danio aesculapii, 3717 nucleotides. RefSeq lists its product as uncharacterized. NCBI's taxonomy places the organism in Eukaryota, Metazoa, Chordata, Actinopteri, Cypriniformes, Danionidae. The coding region runs from base 754 to 2484 and encodes 576 amino acids. The transcript is spliced from 3 exons. The record is from RefSeq and is a predicted model, not a curated record.